This is a messenger RNA of Condylura cristata (star-nosed mole), 2208 nucleotides long. Its product is annotated as cytochrome b5 reductase 4. The transcript is spliced from 16 exons. Gene Ontology annotation, biological process: generation of precursor metabolites and energy; superoxide metabolic process. The coding region runs from base 107 to 1669 and encodes 520 amino acids. The record is from RefSeq and is a predicted model, not a curated record. NCBI's taxonomy places the organism in Eukaryota, Metazoa, Chordata, Mammalia, Eulipotyphla, Talpidae. Gene Ontology annotation, molecular function: oxidoreductase activity; heme binding. Gene Ontology annotation, cellular component: endoplasmic reticulum.
AGGGGCCUGGCCUCUGCCCGGCCCUGGAGCCGGAGCAGGAGGUGUUACCGUAACUCUGCUAUCCCGACUGCCAGCGAUCCCGGGGGGCCCGGGCCAGGGAUCCAAGAUGUUGAACGUCCCUUCUCAGUCCUUUCCGGCCCCCAGCUCACAGCAGCGCGUCGCCUCCGGGGGGCGUAGCAAGGUUCCUCUAAAACAGGGCAGAAGUCUGAUGGAUUGGAUUCGAUUGACCAAAAGUGGAAAGGACCUUACAGGAUUACAAGGCAGGUUAAUUGAAGUAACUGAAGAAGAACUGAAAAAACACAACAAAAAAGAUGAUUGUUGGAUAUGCAUAAGAGGGUGUGUUUAUAAUGUCAGCCCAUAUAUGGAGUAUCAUCCUGGUGGUGAAGACGAACUAAUGAGAGCAGCAGGAUCAGAUGGUACUGACCUUUUUGAUCAGGUUCAUCGUUGGGUCAAUUAUGAAUCCAUGCUGAAAGAAUGCCUGGUUGGUAGAAUGGCAGUGAAACCUGCUGCUCCUAAAGACCAUUGUGAGGAAAAGAAAGUCUUAAAUGGUAUCCUUCUCAAGAGCCAAGUGACAGAUAACCUUGUCAAACAUGAGCCUGAUUCUCCAAGCUAUGACUGGUUCCAGACAGACUCUUUAGUCACCGUUGUCAUAUAUACUAAACAGAAGGAUAUCACUUUAGAUUCAGUAAUAGUUGAUCAUCAGGACAGUUCCUUUAGAACAGAAACAAUUAUCAAGGACUUUUCAUAUCUUGUACAUAUUGGUUUGAAUCAUGAGAUUCAGGAGGAUUUUUCUGUGCGAGUUGUUGAGAAUGUGGGAAAAAUUGAGAUUGCCCUAAAGAAAAAAAAGACUACUCAUUGGAAAUGUCUUGGACAACCCUUGGAGAAUCAUAAUUCAUUUAUCCCAAGGAAAGAUACAGGUUUGUACUACAGAAAAUGCCAGUUAAUUUCCAAGGAAGAUGUUACCCAUGAUACAAAGCUUUUCUGCUGGAUGCUGCCACCAGGCACUCACCUUCAGGUGCCAAUUGGGCAACAUGUUUACCUCAAACUAACUAUUACAGGUACAGAAAUAGUGAAGCCAUAUACACCUGUAUCUGAAUCUUUACUCUCAGAGUGCAAAGAACCAGUUCUUCACAACAAUAAAUACAUCUACUUUUUGAUCAAAAUCUAUCCCACUGGACUCUUAACACCAGAACUUGAUCAUCUUCAAAUUGGAGAUUUUGUUUCUGUAAGCAAUCCUGAGGGCACUUUUAAAAUAUCCCAGCUCCAAGAAUUAGAAGAUCUCUUUUUAUUGGCAGCUGGAACAGGCUUCACACCAAUGGUUAAAAUACUGAAUUAUGCUUUGACUAAUAUACCCAGUCUCAGGAAAGUGAAGCUGAUGUUCUUCAAUAAAACAGAUGGUGAUAUAAUUUGGAGAAGCCAGUUGGAGAAAUUAUCACUUAAAGAUAAAAGAUUGGACGUUGAAUUUGUGCUCUCAGCUCCUAGUCCAGAAUGGAGUGGCAAGCAGGGACACAUCUCACCAGCUCUUCUUUCUGAAUUUUUGAAACGAAGUUUAGACAAAUCCAAAGUCCUCAUCUGCAUCUGUGGCCCACCACCAUUUACAGAGCAAGGAGUAAGGUUCCUGCAUGAUCUUAACUUUUCCAAAGAUGAAAUACAUAGUUUUACAGGAUAAUAAAGAUCUAUCAUUGUCCUUCAUUCAACUGUUUUGUCCAAACUUGUGACUGCUUAAGGUUUUUUAAGAGAACAUUUUGUAAAUACUAAAAAGGUUAAUAACGAGAAUUCAGGUCUCAAUUUCUUAUAUCAAAUAGUCCAUUGUUACAGAUACUGUGUCAGCUUUAUUUUGUACCACAACUUAUUUUACUACUGACACUUAACCUGGAAAGUCAAUCAUGCAACAAAAUACAUACAGGAUUCUUUGUUAUGAGUCACAGAGUUCCUUACCCUUUAAACUUUAUCACUGUUCUACUGUAAGCUCUCGUGUUUUGUGACAUGAUAAAGUAAAUGAUCAUUUUGAUCAUGUUUCUAUGCUGUAAAAUGUCUUACUAGCAAUACAGAAUUUUACAUUGCACUGUUAACUCAGGAAGUGAUCAUUUAGUCCUUGUUAUUACUUUUAAAAUAUGGAAUGUUGUAACUUAUUAAGUGAUCGAAACAAUUUUUUGUGUGUAUAUGGCAUUGUUACAUACAAUAAAAAUAUACUUAAGGACUUUUUAA